Eurytemora carolleeae is the source of this 1730-nucleotide messenger RNA. Its product is annotated as calmodulin-A. The coding region runs from base 2 to 553 and encodes 183 amino acids. The record is from RefSeq and is a predicted model, not a curated record. Gene Ontology annotation, molecular function: calcium ion binding; enzyme regulator activity. NCBI's taxonomy places the organism in Eukaryota, Metazoa, Arthropoda, Copepoda, Calanoida, Temoridae. The transcript has 9 exons.
AAUGAACGAAGAAUCAAACAGAGAAGCAGAAAUAAAAGAGGCCACGGAGAGUUUAUCUGAGGAAAAGCUGGCAGAAUAUAAAGAUAUUUUCUCAUUCUUUGACAGGGAUGGCGGAGGUACAAUUACAACAGUGGAGCUGGGGCAGGUGAUGAGAACUUUCGGCUGGAGCCCAACAGAAGGAGAACUACAGGAACUGAUUAAUGAGAUAGAUCAGGAUGGGAAUGGAUGUAUCAGCUUUAAUGAGUUUGUGUGGCUGAUGACUAGGGAGAUUCAUGAUGCUGAACUCGAGGAAGAAAUUAGAGAAGCAUUCAGGGUAUUUGACAAGGAUGGACACGGUUUUAUUCCAAGCAUGGAUUUGGCGGAUGUUCUCCAGAAGUUAGGAGAAAAGCUUUCCACAGAGGAAACAGAUGAACUGAUAAAUGAGGCAGAUAAUGAUGGAGACGGGAAUAUAAAUUACGAAGAAUUUGUUUCUCUUCUAUUCAAGAGACCGCAAAUGGAGAGCGCUAAAGUGGAAAAGAGAAAAAGAUCCAGUAUGAUCAGUUCUAUGGUUUAGCUGAUAAUUAAUAACAUGGUUUAGCUAUUAUUAGUUCCAUGAUUUAGCUAUUAGUAGUUCCAUGACUUAGCUGUUAUUAGUUCCAUGACUUAGCUGUUAUUAAUAUCAUGAUUUAGCUAUUAAUAGUUCCAUGAUUUAGCUGAGAAUUAGUUACAUGGUUUAGCUGAUAAUUAGUUCCAUGGUUUAGCUGAAAAUUAGUUCCAUGACUUAGCCUGGUAUUUAUUUUCAUGGUUAGCUGAUAAGUAUUUGCAUGGUUUAGCUAAUAAUUAGUUCCAUGGUUUAACUGAUAAUUAGUUCCAUGGUUUAGUCUGAUGAUUUUUUCCGUGGUUUAGCUGAUAAUUAGUGACAUGGUUUAGCUGAUAAUUAGUUCCAUGGUUUAGCUGAUAAUUAGUUCCAUGGUUUAGCUGAUAAUUAUUUCCAUGGUUUAGCUGACAAUUAGUUCCAUGGUUUAACUGAUAAUUGUUUCAUGGUUUAGCUGAUAAUUAGUUCCAUGGUUUAGCUGAUAAUUAGUUACAUGGUUUAGCUGAUAUAGUAUUUCCAUGGUUUAGCUGAUAAUUAGUUCCAUGGUUUAGCUGAUAAGUAUUUCCAUGGUUUUGCUGAUAAUUAGUACCAUGGUUUAGCUGAUUAUUAGAUCCAUAGUUUAGCUGAGAAUUAGUUCCAUGGUUCAUCUGUUUAUUAGUUCCAUGGUUCAUCUGUUUAUUAGUUCCAUGGUUCAUCUGUUUAUCAGUUACAUGGUUUUGCUGAUAAUUAGUUCCAUGGUUCAUCUGUUUAUUAGUUACAUGGUUUAGCUGAUAAUUAGUUCCAUGGUUCAUCUGUUUAUUAGUUCCAUGGUUUUGCUGAUAAUUAGUUCCAUGGUUCAUCUGUUUAUUAGUUACAUGGUUUAGCUGAUAAUUAGUUCCAUGGUUCAUCUGUUUAUCAGUUACAUGGUUUAGCUGUUUAUUAGUUGCAUGGUUUAGCUGAGAAUUAGUUCCAUGGUUUAUCUGUUUAUUAGUUACAUGGUUUUCUGAUAAUUAGUUCCAUGGUUCAUCUGUUUAUUAGUUGCAUGGUUUAGCUGAUAAUUAGUUCCAUGGUUUAGCUGAGAAUUAUUACUAGAGUGAUAUACUCAUAUCAUAAAAAAAUACUUCCAAAGUUUAUUUUGAAAACAGAAGCUUUUAAAAGAAAUCUUUAUUUAUUUUUG